GUUUGUAACCACAAUUGGUUAGUUUGAACGAAAGAAAGCUCAAUAGAUAUUCGACUGUUUAAUUGUUAUUUCAAAUCCAAUCAAAAUGCAGCUUCUAAGAACACAUAAUUAUCCAAAGUCAACAAAGAUCAUAUUUACAGCAUUGAUAGCGGUCUCAUUAAUAAUCUUCGUAAUAAAGAUGUUCAAGCUUCGUCAGGGCUUAACGUAUGAGGUUCCACAAGCAGAUGGAACUGUGCAGACAGUUCCAGUUGCAUUUCACGAUAUUCAAGUUCCUUAUAUUCAAUUAAUACCACGUUAUGUGAUUUUUUACCCAUGGGUUCUUAUUACAUCGAUUUUUGCAGAGAUCAGCAUCUUGUCAUUGAUUAUUUCCUCUGUGGUAUCAAUCUCUGCCACCAAGUAUAUGGAUAAGUUUUGGGGGUAUAAAGAAGUUGUCAAAUUUAUUCUAAUUGUUGGUCUGAUCACCAAUUUGAUUACCGUUUUAAUAACAAUCAUAUGUAAUGUGAUGAGAAGUGACGUUAAAGGGAUGGAUAAACCUUUAGGUGGAGGAAUCUCAUAUUACUUUGCAUUCUUAGUUGUCUUGAAGCAAUGGAUUCCAGAACAUAACAUUGUUCUUUUCCAAGGUUUAAUCAAUUUCAGGGUUAAACAUUUACCAUUUGCUUUAUUGAAUAUUAUAAUCGUAUGGUCAAUUUUAAUCAGCAGGUCUUUAUACCCAGCAGUCCCUUCAAUCAGCAGCUUCAUAAUAUCUUACAACUACUUAAGAUUCCACCAAUCAUUCGCUAGUGAUCCAAUCUUACCAAUUACCACUGCUAGUGGAAGCUCAGACCAAGACUCUUUGGUCAAAGGAGAUGCUUCCGAUACUUUCCAGCUAGUAGAGUUUUUCCCUGCCAUUUUAAAACCUUAUCUUAGUGCUGUAUUCAAUCAAAUCUACGAGUUAAGCGUAUUGAUUGGCAUAGUCACUCCAUUCAAUGAUGACAACAUCGAACAAAGUAACAUCAGAGCUCAAAAACGUUUUGAACAGGUGAACCAAACUCAGAAAAGUGUGGCCAACUCUGUUGCUGAAAGAAGAAGACAAGUUGCCUUACAAGUCAUUGAAGAUCGUAUCAAUAAAGAAUCUAGAGCUAAUUGAUUCAUUAUCAUCCUCUUACUUACUGUCUACUGACGUUCAAUAUACUUUUUUUUAGUCCAAAAACAGUAUCAACACUCAUGUAGGCCACUUAACCCAGAAACCAUCCUAGACAGU
This is a messenger RNA of Hyphopichia burtonii NRRL Y-1933, 1240 nucleotides long. RefSeq lists its product as uncharacterized. Bases 86 to 1126 code for a protein of 346 amino acids. Gene Ontology annotation, biological process: retrograde vesicle-mediated transport, Golgi to endoplasmic reticulum. The transcript has a single exon. The record is from RefSeq and is a predicted model, not a curated record. Gene Ontology annotation, cellular component: Golgi apparatus; membrane. Lineage: Eukaryota; Fungi; Ascomycota; Pichiomycetes; Serinales; Debaryomycetaceae.